UUUUCGGCAGACACAACAUCUUUGUAUGUGGUGCUGAGGAUCGAACCCAGGCCACACGCAUGCCAGGCAAGCACGCUACCACUUGAGCCAUAUCUCCAGCCCCGGCUCUGAAGAUUCAAUCAGCUGAUGACCAGGACACCCCGGCACUGAGGGGAACUCCUCCAUGGAGUCACAUGUAUCCUUGCCAGGAAGUUUUCUUUCCAGGAUAUGUGUGACAUGACAAGGGGAGCAGAGUCCUAGGGAGAGAAUGUCCUUCACCCAGCUGAAGUCUCAAGGAAGAGGGAUGGGGUGGGCUACAGCAAGGAGCCUGCCAGGGUGGGCCCAAGGUGAGGAGGUUGUGAGAGGCCUCCCUGGUCAUCAAGACCCAUCAGGCCAUGAGAAAGAGAAGGGUGCUGUGGGCAACCUGGGUUGGAAGGCCUGGGCCACAGCAAAUCUGGAGCCUGUGCCCCAUGGCCAGUGGGAUGGCCAAUCUCAAGUUCAUGCUUGGCCCAGGGCGUUUUCUGGAAGCCAGAGUGAUCCAGACAGGAUGGAGCCCAGACUACAGGCUCCUUUCUGGAUGAGACAGACCACCUUCAGGAAGCACCCCGCUGCAUAACAGCCUGGUCAGCACAGGACAUUGCGGGCAUGUGGGUGCUACUCCAGGUCCUACCAUUUCUUCUUUGACCCCUCAUUUCCUCUGUGUGGAAAGAGGUAAUAAUCACUACUCUGCAGAGCCACUAUGAGAACAAGAAAAUGUGAUUCAAGGCAUAGCAUGUGGCAAGAGUCCAGUGAUGGUUAGUUUCCCUCUCCUCUCCCUCUUUUUCUCUCCAGAUAGUACUUCUAGCCAAGUGACUUCAGAUUAGCUCUGAUUAACUCUUCUGCAGAUGAGGAUACUACUACCUCAAGGUUUGAGAGGAGUAAUCAGUGGAUGAGAAGUCCUUGGAAAUUGCUAGAUUGUAGCACCAAAGACUCAUUGACAUUAGCACAAAGCAGUGAUGGACAAGGUAGGUGACAGUGACUGGUGACUCGCUGGUUCUUGGUGAAUCAGAGAUGGUGCUUUACUUUUCAAGGGAGCUAUGAGAAGUAAGUGUGGCUAUGACUGAGCUUCACGGUGGAAGAGCAGAGCUGGGGGCGCCCAGGGAGGUUGCCUUGUCCCUUUGGGCAGCCUCCCACCUUUUCCUGUGAGCUGUCCUAUGCCUCUCGACUCAUGGUCCCUACCUGGCCAAGCCUCCUCAUCAAGCCAAGCUUAGGCCAGCUCUCCAACAAACAGAAGUCUGUCUCUUUAAGACAGACACCUGAGCCUGUGACAAACUUGUGACCUUUUCCUUGGAAUCCCCGGGAGGUAGCAGUUUGUUUUUCAUAGCUGGACUGACUGGGUGGGGAAGCAGACUGGCAGCUGGACUGGCAGUGACCAUGCUCUGGUCUGAGAAAUCACUUCCUCAUGGCCCUGGGAUUCUAGAAUUGGGGAAGGGGGAAUGCUGGAUGUCUGCUUAUGAUACUCACCACAAUAAUAGUGCCAGGGUGAUGGCACACACCUGUAAUCCCAGCAAUUCAGGAGGAGGCCAAGGCAGGGUGAUCUUAGUUCAAAGCCAGCUUCCGCAAUUUAGCAAAAUGUGGUCUCAAAAAGUAAAAAAGGCUUGGGAUGUAGAUCAAUGGUAGAGUAACCCUGGGUUCCAUCCCCAGCACCACAAACCAAACCAAUAAUAGCUAUCACUAACAAAGCACCAAUUUUUUUGCCAGGUCCUGUAAGUGGCCACCUCCUCUGAGCCCCAUGUAAGACUCCAAAAAGAUUUCAAUGUCCCAAGGACAAAUAUUAAAGCCCAAAUUAUGCAAACUCUAAAGCACAAAGAAUUCUAACAAAGUCCAGGCUUUUCCUGUGUUGAUUACUUCAAUGCUAUUUUUUAUAUAUUUAUUAUUGGAGUCUUUCAAAAAGUUGUGGGGUCCCUAUGUUGCUGGUACUUCUAGCACUUACUUGUCCAGUGUGCCUAGGGGUGACUCGGUCUGGAGGCAUUGGCGUUAGAACAAACUUAGGAGAAAAAUAUUUUUUUUCCUUAGAAUUUUUUUAAUAUUUAUUUUCUAGUUCUCGGCGGACACAACAUCUUUGUUGGUAUGUGGUGCUGAAGAUCGAACCCGGGCCGCACGCAUGCCAGGCGAGUGUGCUACCGCUUGAGCCACAUCCCCAGCCCAGGAGAAAAAUAUCGUUACCCUUUUUUUCAGCUGAGGCUCUGGGAAGUUGAGUGAUUUGUCCAGAGUCACCCAGUCAGUUAAACAGCAACAGGGUUGACAGCCCCUUUUUCUGACAGUUCUCACCCUCGGGACUCAGUCUGGUUUAGGACUGCUAAGUUCUUAGAGCUCCCGGGGCUCAAAAGCCAGCAUCUCCAUUUACUGGUGUUCAACUGCUGUCUAUAGUCAAAUCAGUUCUCCCUUCCAUGUUAUUUCCUCCUCUGCAAAGUGGAAACACUAUAAUUCCCUCUUGGUGCUGAUUGUGAGUUAAAUGACACUGGCUCAGGGCAGUAAUGUCACCUACUUACCUGCUGUUUGUAGAACAUCUGGCCUCUUCCAAUUUACUUGUAUCAGUUCAUUGAAUCCUCACAAUACUCACUUUCCAGAAGAGGAAACAGAAACAGUGAGAGGUUAAGUAACCUCUCCAAGGUCACACAGCCCCGAAAUGGUGGGACAGUAAGAGCUCAAACAUAGCUGUUGGUAGAUCAGACUGGACAGACUUUCUGUGAACUCUUCCUACAGUGGCACUUAGUGCUGGGGUUUGUGGCUGUGCUCUCCCUUGCUGGAGGGCUGGGCAUCGCAGCAGCAUCGUGGCACACAGGGGUUCUCUGACCCCUCGGCCCCAGCCUGCAGGACCUGGGGGUGGGGAAGGCACCAUGCCAGGAUCCAGGAUCCGGGGGCGACUGGCGGCAGGCGGGGCCGGGCGGGGCCAGGGAGCCCGUAAAAGCAGCACAGGCCUCAGCUCGGCACUGACACUGCAGCCAUGGCACGUUCUCACCUCCCGCUGGCGAUGGGCCUGGCUCUGAUCGCGUUCUGCCUCCUGGCGCUGUCCCCUGACGCCCGCGCUGAUCUGCGGGGCCGCAGGACUGGAGAACGCCAGGACCUGGCUCCCAACGACCCGCAGGUGCAGAGGGCGGCGCAGGCAGCUGUGGCCAGCUACAACAUGGGCAGCAAUAGCCUCUACUACUUCCGCGACACGAACGUCAUCAAGGCGCAGAGCCAGCUGGUGGCUGGCAUCAAGUACUACCUGACAGUGGAGAUGGAGAGCACAGCGUGCCGGAAGACCAGGGUCUCUGGAGACCAUGUGGACCUCACCACCUGCCCCCUGGCCACAGGGGUGCAGCAGGAGAAGCUGCGCUGUGACUUUGAGAUCCUCCAAGUCCCUUGGAAGAACUCUUCUCAGCUUCUCAAACACAACUGUGUGCAAGUGUAAUCGGCCCCCAGGCGGGAGCGGAUGAAGGGACACAUGGUGGAGGGCACCUCAGAGCCAUCGCCACAUUUCUGCAAUAAAUCACUGGCACUGCUUCUU
Messenger RNA from Ictidomys tridecemlineatus (thirteen-lined ground squirrel), 3511 nucleotides. Lineage: Eukaryota; Metazoa; Chordata; Mammalia; Rodentia; Sciuridae. The record is from RefSeq and is a predicted model, not a curated record.